AUGUGGCGGGUCACUUCCCAUGCCCUGCGCUUGGUGGAUGCUCGGUGCUGGCAGAGGCAGCUCUGUCAGCCCAGCCCCGGCUCCCUACGCUGCCACCCUGCGUGGACCUCUGGGGCGGCCGCUGCCCGCGGAUUGUCCCGCACAGCGCCCGCCGUGCGCUUCUCGCCGGGCGCGCGCAGCCUCUUCGACGAGCCGCUGGGCAUCGCCGUGCAGGGCCUGCGCCCGCGGCAGCCYGUCACGCUGCGCGCCUCCGUGCAGGACGAGGCGGGCGAGCGCUUCGAGGCGAGCGCCCGCUACGAGGCRGAGGAGAGCGGCGAGCUGGACCUCGGCCGCAGCCCCGCGCUGCCGGGCGGCAGCUUCUGCGGCCUCGAGCCCAUGGGGCUGCUCUGGGCGCUGCAGCCGCAGAAGCCCUUCUGGUGCAUGGUGAAGCGGGACGUGCAGACGCCGCUGCGCCUGCUGCUCGAGGUGUUCGAGGGCCACGGGCCGCCGCCGGGCCGGCUGCUGGCCCAGGGCCAGCACGAGCGGAUAUUCCUGCGGGAUGGAGUGCAGCGAGUGCCGGUGCGUGAGGGGAGGAUCCGAGGGACGCUUUUCCUGCCUCCUGGAGAAGCACCCUUUCCAGGAAUCAUUGACAUACAUGGACUUGAAGGAGGUCUUCUUGAAUACAGAGCCAGCCUCCUGGCCAACUAUGGCUUUGCCACAUUGGCCCUGGCAUAUUACCACUAUGAGGAUCUGCCCCAGAAGCCAACCGAACUCCACCUGGAAUAUUUUGAAGAAGCUGUGAACUACAUGCUGCAGCACCCACAGGUAAGGAGACCAAGGCUUGGCUUGCUUGGCUACUCCAAAGGAGGAGAACUGUGUCUUGCCAUGGCUGCCUUCCUGAAGAACAUCACAGCCGUUGCUUCCAUCAACAGUCCAGUGACUAUUACAGCUAUUCCUCUCUGUUACAAGGAUAAAACCAUCCCCCAUUUGCCCUGGCAUGAAGAGCGUGCCACAGUCAAUCAAUCCAAUAUUUAUGAUUGCUCUGACGUCCUUGAUGACCCCUUCCAAGUCCCUGAUCACCAAAGCCGGAUCCCAGUGGAGAAUAUCGAGGCAAAAUUACUGUUCAUUGCUGGGCAAGAUGAUAAUUUGAUUAAGAGUGAAUAUUUUGCUAUUGAAGCCUGCAAACGUUUGCAGGCUCAAGGGAAGAAUAAUUUUCAGAUUCUCUCCUACCCUGGCACAGGACAUUGUUUUGACCCCCCAUUUUUCCCUUUGAACGCUAUAGGAAGGCAUCCUGUUCUUCUCAAGCGGGUAUUCCUGGGUGGGGAGCUCAAGGCUUACUCUAAAGCACAGGUUCAAGCUUGGCUAGAGAUACAGGCUUUUUUCAACAAACAUUUAAAUGAAAAAUAA
This is a messenger RNA of Nothoprocta perdicaria, 1386 nucleotides long. RefSeq names its product acyl-coenzyme A thioesterase 5-like. The record is from RefSeq and is a predicted model, not a curated record. The transcript has 3 exons. The coding region runs from base 1 to 1386 and encodes 461 amino acids. Gene Ontology annotation, biological process: fatty acid metabolic process; acyl-CoA metabolic process. Gene Ontology annotation, molecular function: fatty acyl-CoA hydrolase activity. NCBI's taxonomy places the organism in Eukaryota, Metazoa, Chordata, Aves, Tinamiformes, Tinamidae.